UGAAAGGCAAUUGUCGUCACUGGAGACGUCGCACGCUGCAGCCUCUUGACGUAAUAUGUGGAGAGUAGCAAUGUCGGAGGAGGUAGGCAAGGCGCUACAGUCGGUGGUGGAGCGGGUGAACCAGGCGGCGUCACGGCGGCCCAAGACGUUACCAGAUGUGCCGCCCCGCCUGGUCGCAGUCAGCAAAACCAAACCUCCAGAGAUGGUGGUGGAGGCUUACAGACAAGGACAGCGUAACUUUGGGGAAAAUUAUGUUAAUGAACUUGUGGACAAAGCUUCAGAUCCUGUGAUUUUAGAAUCAUGCCCAGAAAUCAAGUGGCAUUUCAUCGGUCAUCUACAGAAGAAUAAUGUCAACAAACUUUUGGGUGUGCCCAACUUGUUCCUGGUGGAGACUGUUGAUUCGGCCAAACUGGCCGACAAGGUCAACAGCUCGUGGCAGCGCAUCAGAGGAGCGAGCACACAGAGGUUAAAGGUCAUGGUGCAGCUCAACACCAGCGGCGAACAGAGUAAACACGGCCUCCCGCCGGAGGAGACAGUCGACACCGUGAAGCACAUCGUGUCUAAAUGCUCCGCCCUCCAAUUCUCAGGACUUAUGACCAUUGGGCGCUACGGCUACAACCUCACCCUGGGCCCAAAUCCAGACUUCCAGAUGCUUCUGAGUCGGCGGCAGGAGGUUUGUGAUAGUCUGACGAUGCCACUGCAGGAGGUGGAGCUAAGCAUGGGCAUGUCCACAGACUUUGAACAUGCGAUUGAGGUGGGGUCCACUAACGUGCGCGUGGGAAGCAUCAUCUUCGGCAACAGGGAGUAUCCCAACAGCGCAGCAAACACUCCGGUUCCCAGUCCUGCUCCCAGCCCCGAGAAAACCUCCAAACUGGUGUCAGAAGAGGCCGCCAAGAAAAUGCAGCACCUCACAGUAUCUGAACACUAACAAGCACUUCUCUCGUCUGGUACAUUUGUAAGAGAAAUAACGAAACUCUCAUCUUGUGAAAAUAACAACGGUACAGAAGACUCCUCACACAAGUGGAAUUCGGGAGUCCACAUUUUCAUUUUUUGGGGAGGGGGGGAUCUUUUAGUCACUGGAAAAAAUAGUUCCAUCUAACAGGUGUCGCUAACCUUUGGUGCGUUGAGCUGUGCUACAAGAUGAAGACAAACCUGCUAAAAUCCUGGUGAUUUCAGGCAAUUUGUUGUGUUGUGCUCAUUUUUAUCAGUCUAACCCAACGUACUUGACUGUCUCACAUCAACAUGCAUUUUUGUUGUGCAGGUGAAGCAAAUACUUGACUUAAUAAAUCACUUAGCCUUUGA
This is a messenger RNA of Dunckerocampus dactyliophorus (ringed pipefish), 1302 nucleotides long. It is a transcript of the gene plpbp, whose product is annotated as pyridoxal phosphate binding protein. Gene Ontology annotation, molecular function: pyridoxal phosphate binding. Gene Ontology annotation, cellular component: intracellular anatomical structure. The transcript is spliced from 8 exons. Bases 56 to 928 code for a protein of 290 amino acids. The record is from RefSeq and is a predicted model, not a curated record. Lineage: Eukaryota; Metazoa; Chordata; Actinopteri; Syngnathiformes; Syngnathidae.